Molecule: messenger RNA, 2144 nt
Organism: Alligator mississippiensis (American alligator)
Lineage: Eukaryota; Metazoa; Chordata; Crocodylia; Alligatoridae
Gene: STX5
Product: syntaxin 5
Exons: 11
Coding region: 123-1133 (336 amino acids)
Biological process (GO): vesicle fusion; endoplasmic reticulum to Golgi vesicle-mediated transport; intracellular protein transport
Cellular component (GO): endomembrane system; SNARE complex; Golgi membrane
Molecular function (GO): SNARE binding; SNAP receptor activity
Source: RefSeq, a predicted model, not a curated record
CUGGGGGGGGGGCGGCGGCUUCCGGGACCGGCGGGUGCUCCUCACCCCGCCAAGCGGUGCCCCCAUAAAGGCCCCCCCGGAAGGGGUCUCCCAGCAGCAGACGCGCCCCGACAUGAGCCUCGAUGAACACGCGCCGACGCCACGGCUCUAGGACCGCGGCACCGGGAGUCUACCUGGGACCCUCGCAGACGCAGGUGCUGCCCUCCCCCGCCGCCCCGGCCCCGCUCCCGCCCCCCCCGGACGCCAUGUCGUGCCGCGACCGGACCCAGGAGUUCCUCUCCGCCUGCAAAUCCCUGCAGAGCCGGCAGAACGGGCUGCAGCUCAGCAAGCCGGUGUCCAGCGCCGUGCGCCAGCGCAGCGAGUUCACCCUCAUCGCCAAGCGGAUCGGCAAGGAUCUCAGCAACACCUUCGCCAAGCUGGAGAAGCUGACCAUCCUGGCCAAGCGGAAGUCCCUGUUCGAUGACAAGGCGGUGGAGAUCGAGGAGCUGACGUACAUCAUCAAGCAGGACAUCAACAGCCUGAACAAGCAGAUCGCGCAGCUGCAGGAGUUCGUGCGGGCCAAGGGCGGGCUGAGCGGGCGGCAUGUCCAGACCCACUCCAACACCGUGGUGGUGUCCCUGCAGUCUAAGCUGGCUUCAAUGUCCAAUGACUUCAAGUCGGUGCUGGAGGUGAGAACAGAGAAUCUGAAGCAGCAGAGGAGCCGGCGAGAGCAAUUCUCCCGCGCGCCUGUCUCGACCAGCAACUUGGGCGGCUCCACGGUGCUGCAGGACGAAUCUCGUCGGGCCUCGGGGGACGUGGCCAUCGACAUGGACAGCCGCACCAGCCAGCAGCUACAGCUCAUCGACGAGCAGGACUCGUACAUCCAGAGCCGGGCGGACACCAUGCAGAACAUUGAGUCCACCAUCGUGGAGCUGGGCUCCAUCUUCCAGCAGCUGGCACACAUGGUGAAGGAGCAGGAGGAGACUAUCCAGAGGAUCGACGCUAACGUGGAGGACGCGCAGCUGAACGUGGAGGCGGCCCACUCCGAGAUCCUCAAGUACUUCCAGUCUGUCACCUCCAACCGCUGGCUCAUGGUCAAGAUCUUCCUCAUCCUCAUCAUCUUCUUCAUCAUCUUCGUGGUCUUCCUGGCCUGAGACACCCUCCCCACUCCCCUGCCUCCUUGCCCUGUCUGCCCAGCCCCACCCAGGGAGCAGCACCUGGACUUUCUCAUGCCCGCCGGACUCGCUGCUGUCUCCCGGGCAGGGUGGGUGCCUAGGGCCCAGGCCCCUUCCUUGUGCCAUGACCUGUGGGUGUUGUGACAUCAAGGCCCCAGCACACUGGUUAGACCCCAUGGAACAGUGGGGGCAGGCGGGGGAGCCCCAGGGCCCAGCCGGGAGGGGCACUGGCACCAGCAUGGGGGAAGCCCCGGCACUCGGACUCUUGCCAGAGCCUACCACCCCUCCCCCCACUUUUUCUGCUGGUGAGGAGUGGGGUCUCGCCCUCUCCGUGCAGCCAGGACUCACUGCCCCCGUUUACCCUCCCUGCUGUGCCUUUGUCCCCCCCCAGGGGCUCUCGGUUCAUGGACAUGGCCCAGUAUACCCUCCACCCCAUUUUUAUUUUUUCUGUAUUUAAGUUUAUCCCUUAUCCCUGCUCUCUGGCAGGGGCUGGGCCUGUGGUCCUCAUAGCUGCCCCACACAACCCCCUUGGGUCUCUCUGGUGUGGCCCCUGUGAAACGCAAGCUGCCCCAGGGGGUUGGCAGAGCCCAGUGGGGGCCCCCAGUUCCAGGAACGGGCUGUACUGUGAUGAUGACCCCCCACCCCCAGGUUGGCCUAAAGGGCCCUUUGUGUUCCCUAACACUGCGUGGCCUCUCAAGUUUGAACUGAAUUCCUCUCUCCAUCCCCCCAGCCUACGCCACGGCCCCUACCCUCUGGCCUGGUCAUGGUGGCUGCCCUCUCCCCCCGGCCCCCUGCCCUUUUGGGCAUCCACAUUCCUUGGGGGGUGCUGCCCCUUUCUGGCUGGAUGAGAGCAGCCCACUGGGGGCAGGGGGCGGCAGUGAGGGAUUGUGCCCUGCUCCCUUCUGGGCACACCCCCUUCCUGGCACGGUGAGGCCGGAGCCGGGGAGCUGCGCCCAAUGGGACAUACAUUAAAGCUUUACUGUAACCCCA